Molecule: messenger RNA, 3736 nt
Organism: Poecilia latipinna (sailfin molly)
Lineage: Eukaryota; Metazoa; Chordata; Actinopteri; Cyprinodontiformes; Poeciliidae
Product: major facilitator superfamily domain-containing protein 6-A
Exons: 7
Coding region: 269-2482 (737 amino acids)
Biological process (GO): antigen processing and presentation of exogenous peptide antigen via MHC class I
Cellular component (GO): plasma membrane
Source: RefSeq, a predicted model, not a curated record
AGCUGACGUCUGUUUCGGGACAGGUGGAUUCUCCGGUUUGACGAGCCACUGUUGUUCUCACAACAAAAGGGAUCCGAACCGGAGAAACGCUGUAAUUUCUCUACGGAACGCAAACAUGGACACGUCACCGUAAAUUUAAACAGUUUGCACUCAUUUUUAGUGUUAAUUUUAGCGGCUUUUGUGUGAAAACAAUGUCCCAGGGAGAACGGAGAAAUUCAGGAAAAUACUGCGCAGUCACAGUUUAAUGGGAGCGGUGACCUGAGCAGAUAUGCCAGCUGACGACAAGGUUGCCAUCCUGACGGACGAUGAGGAGGAUCAGAAGAGGAAGUAUGUGUUGGCAGAGCCGUUUAACACCCUGUCCAUGGCGCAGCAGGAAGGCGUGUCCACGCCGGCGCCGUCCGAGCCGCUGCCGGCGCCUCAGCCUGACCCGGUGGACUGCUGCGAGAGGAUGUGCCUCCGCAUCAACAGCCACCUGCUCAUUUCUAAAGUCUUCUACUUCUUCUUCUACGCCGCCUAUGGCUCACUGCACCCCCUGCUGGCGGUCUACUACAAACAGCUCGGCAUGUCGGCCAGUCGGAGCGGCCUGCUUGUUGGCAUCCGGUACUUUAUAGAGUUCUGCAGUGCCCCCUUCUGGGGUGUAGUGGCGGACCGCUUUAAGAAAGGGAAGGUGGUGCUGCUGUUCUCCGUCAUGUGUUGGUUGGUCUUUAACUGUGGCAUUGGGUUUGUCCAACCAGCGGAGAUGAAGUGUGUUUCUAUGGCGACGGUUCCCCCACCGACCACCACUGUUCCUCCUGAGAACGUCACCAACCCGAGCAACUCCACCAACCACACCAGAAGCCGGCGGAGCGUCAUGGACUUCCCCAGGGUUCCUGAAGUCUUGCUCAGUUCCUUCAGUAUUCCCUACAGGCAACAACGAAGCAUCGACAACUCGACGUCCAUCAACGCCACUGAGGUUGCACCCAACACCACCUUACAGACCACCACCACCCCCCCGACUACAACCAGCAAGAAGGACUAUGAGAUCAUCUACAACCAGGACCAGGUGGAGAACAUCUUCCUGCUGAUCCUGCUCGUCAUCAUUGUGGGCGAGUUCUUCAGCGCGCCCGCCGUGACCAUCGUGGACACCGUCACCCUGCAGUACCUGGGGAAGGCCCGCGACCGGUACGGCCUGCAGAGGAUGUGGGGGUCCCUGGGCUGGGGCCUGGCCAUGCUGGCGGUGGGCAUCUGGAUCGACCACACGCACAUCACCGUCCUGAUCGAUGGCAUCGGCUGCAUCCUGCCGGAGUACCGCCUGCACAACUACCGCCUCGCCUUCAUCGUCUUCGGCGUGCUGAUGGGUGUGGCCUUCGUCGUGGCAACUCAGUUCUACUUUGAGAAGGGCGAGGAGUACCGUCAGGAGCUGCCGGAGGUGGUGGAGGACUCGGCGAGUGGCCAGGCCUCCCCAGACUCCGGCUCGUCGGACCAGACUCCGGCGGUGUCCGAGGCCACCCAGGAGUUCCACUACGGCGACCUGCUGAGGCUGCUGUGCACGGUGCGCUACAGCUCUGUUCUCUUUGUCGCCUGGUUCAUGGGCUUCGGCUACGGCUUCGUCUUCAGCUUCCUGUACUGGCACCUGGAGGACCUUGAGGGGACCACCACGCUGUUCGGGGUCUGCUCCGUCCUCAGCCACAUCUCCGAACUCGGCGCUUACUUCACCAGCCACAAGUUCAUUGAGCUUGUUGGUCACGUCAGGGUUCUGUACAUCGGCCUGGCCUGCAACACAGCGCGCUACCUGUACAUCUCCUACCUGGAGAAUGCCUGGAUCGUCCUGCCCAUGGAGGUCCUGCAGGGAGUGACCCACGCCUCGGUCUGGGCCGCCUGCAUCUCCUUCCUGAGCGCCGCCGUCCCCCCAGCGCUCAGGACGUCGGCUCAGGGGAUCCUGCAGGGCCUCCAUCUGGGCCUGGGCCGGGGCUGCGGCGCCAUGGUGGGCGGCGUGUUUGUCAGCUACUUUGGCGCCGCGGCCACGUUCAGAGGAAUCGGCAUGGCCUCCCUGGUCAUCCUCCUCGUCUUCUCCUUCAUCCAGUGUCUGACUGGAGAGAUCGAAGGAAAAGAGGACAGGAUUCUGGCAGAGAACAUCCCGGUUCCCUCCAGCCCGGUCCCCAUCGCCACCAUCGACCUGGUGCAGAGCCAGAGCGCCCCCGGCAGCCCGGUGGCGCCUCGGCCGGUCGCCACGGCGCCCGUCAGGAAAACCAAACACCAGGAGGACCAGGAGGACGUGACCAGGCCGGCCUGGGUGCUCUCCGGCGCCCCCUGGGUCACCAUCGCCUUCGCGCUGGUUCAGAUCAGAGAGAUGAUGAACAUGAAGAAGAGAGCCCCCCCUGCACAAAAUCAGCCACUACAGGCUCCUAGCGGCCCGGCGACGACUGAGUACGAGGCGGUGGCCACGUCCCAGGGAGAGCAGAGCCAGGAGCCGGACUCCAUCUGCCCGGAUCCUCCUGAAUGAAGUGUUAAACCUCAUCACCAGACUUUAAACACUGUAUUUAUAUAUUUAUGUAAAAUCUCACGCUCCAGGAAAUGCCUGGAAGCUUAAGUUAUUGAAGGUUUUUCUCUUUUCGUUCAGUUUUUCCAGCAGUAACUUGAAGCGGAGGUGCUUGUUGUGGUUUAAACUCCUGCAGGUGAAUAAAUCCAACGCACCUUCUCCUCCCUGUGCACUGUAUUUACUGCCGCUGGACUGUGAAGGAAAUGUGCUUCUUCCUAGAGGAUGUUUCAGUAAAUUCAUCUGGGUCGUAUUCAACGUUUAAAAGAAGUGAUGAAAAGAGAAUUAACGGUUUUGUUUUCCUGCAGACUGGCUGCUAGAAACAGCAAACUGGUUUCAACCUACUGGUUCUAUAAAUCUGUUCUUCAUCAUGGAUGCUAACUUAAUACUUUAUAUGGCUUUGUUAUUUUUUGAUAAUAAAUAAUGUGAGGACUGACGUUUAACCACUGAUGAAGCAUUAAUUUAACUCAGUUUGGCUGCAGGCCUGAAAGUAAUCUUUAAAGAUGAGCAGAAAUGUUAAAAAGUUGCAGUUGUUUUAAGGUUUGAUGUCUGGAUAGAAGAAAAACGAGAUCAAAAAUAGUUGAUACUUGCCAGUAGUCCCCAUCUUACCUGCAGUAGUCAUGUUUAUCAGUGUGCAGAACAACUUCAUGUCGCUAACAUGUCAGCAGAUUGAUAAUUUAUGGUUAUAGAUUAUCGUUAAUCUGUUCAUUUGCAUCAUUUCGUAUAAAUGAACCGACAGGAACGUAAAUCUGACCAGGAUGUUUCAGCCUGUGGUGAUUUUACACUUUACUGAGUUAAAAUGAAAAACACUUUGUGCUUUUUAUAACCUGGGGUUAUGCGAGUAGCUAUGAGUCGUCACUAUUUUACCUGCUGCAGACUCAGAUUUUAUCAGUUCAUUCCUGAUUUAAAUUAUCCUAAAGGAGGAGGAAGACUGCUGGCUGCUUUUAACUUCAUUAAUUAAAUCAAAUCAAACUGAAAGAUUUUUAAACAUUUACAUGUUUAGACCGAAGCUGUGCUGAAUCCAUCCUCACUGUGAUCCUUACAGGUAUUUUCUAGCAUAUUUCCUCAUUGUAAAUGAAGUAAACUGUGGAUAGAAAACAAAAGAAAGGUUAAUUAAUUUUGUUUUUUGGAGGAAAAGUGCCUGAGCUGAGUUUUUAUAGGACAAAUAAAUAACAGUUUAGUGAAAAAUAAAUCAAAUUUUGUGGCAAAACAUUAAAAAAA